Messenger RNA from Melanotaenia boesemani (Boeseman's rainbowfish), 2988 nucleotides. RefSeq names its product uronyl 2-sulfotransferase a (gene usta). Lineage: Eukaryota; Metazoa; Chordata; Actinopteri; Atheriniformes; Melanotaeniidae. The transcript is spliced from 9 exons. Gene Ontology annotation, molecular function: sulfotransferase activity. The record is from RefSeq and is a predicted model, not a curated record. Gene Ontology annotation, cellular component: membrane. Bases 258 to 1589 code for a protein of 443 amino acids.
AAGGAUGGACCCUUAAACUCGACUGGGAGGACGGAAGGAAGAAGCAGUCAUCCAGCGGGCGCAAACGAGCAGGGACCGAGCAGAGGCGAGACGCUGUGCGCCAAGAAAGAACCCCGUGGCUCCGGGCAGCGGAGGAGAUCCAGGGUGCCUGCGCGUCUCCCAACUAACCGGCGGUCCGCUUCAAAUGAUAUCAAAGAGGCAAGUUUCCCUUUCCACGGGCGGAUGGGUGACUUUCCACGGUGCUUUGUGAGGAGGAGAUGAUGAAGAAUUUCAGCAGCAGUCCCCUUCACAGCAACAACCAGACUCCUAACCACAUUAGAGAGCGACACAACAAAAAGUACAGCUUACUCUCUGCUCUGCCGUGGCGAUUCUCCCUGCGAGGUUAUGGUUUCUGCAUGGCUACGCUGUUUCUCUUCUGUUUUGGCUCCCUUUUUUACCAACUGAACGGAGGACCUCCUAAAAUCCUGCUGGACAUCAGGCGGUACCUCGGGGUGUGUUGGAAAAAUCACUGGUCAGUCAAAAUGACCACCGGCAGGCUCUUUAUCCAUAAGGACAGGGUAGAAAGACAUCUGGUGUCGUGUCCACAUGCCCACAAGGCAAGAAAAGGUGAAUCCACAUAUCUGGAUGACCGUGGACCCCCUGCUCCAAGAGUGCUGCCGUUCCCCAGCCAGGUGGUUUAUAACCGUGUAGGGAAGUGUGGCAGCCGGACGGUGGUCAUCUUACUCAGGUUACUGGCUGAGAAACAUCAGUUCAACUUAGUCUCCUCGGACAUCCACAAUAAAACACGUCUCACCAAACAUGAACAGGUGGAUCUCAUGAAAAACAUUAGUAAAAUCCCCCAGCCAUUCCUCUAUACAAGACAUGUUCACUUCCUCAAUUUUACCAGGUUUAGGAUAGAACAGCCUGUCUACGUCAACAUAAUCCGGGACCCGAUCAACCGGUUUCUCUCUAACUAUUUCUUCCGUCGCUUUGGUGACUGGAGGGGUGAGCAGAACCACCUCGUUCGAACGCCAGGGAUGAAAGAUGAUGAGAGAUACCUGGAUAUCAAUGUGUGCAUUCUGGAGAAUUAUCCUGAGUGCUCCAACCCUCGGGUUUUCUACAUCAUUCCCUACUUCUGUGGACAACAUCCUCAGUGCAGAGAGCCAGGAGUAUGGGCUUUGGAGAGGGCCAAACAGAAUGUGCUGGAGAACUACCUCCUUGUGGGUGUCUUAGAGGAGCUGGAGGAUGUUCUGCUCAUGUUGGAGAGGCUCUUACCACAUUACUUUUCUGGAGUAGUCAACAUCUACAAGAGCCCUGAAUAUAGGAAAAUGGGCAACAUGACGGGCACUGUGCGCAAACACACACCAACCCUGGAGGCCCUGCAGGUGCUGUACCACCGCAUGCGCUAUGAGUACGACUUCUAUAACUUCAUCCGGGACCAGUUCCACCUCAUGAAGAAGAAAAUUGGCCUCAGAUCUGUCUCCCAACCCCCCGCCUACUCACCUGCUUUCCUGCGUGAACUUGCUCUAAGAACGGCAGAGCCUCUUGAACAAGACGAGGAGCUGGACUCGGACCUGGAGGAUGCCAACAGCUGGCUGCUCCAUCCCUAAAAGGCUGUUUGAUGAACAACAGAUACAGCCAAAAAUAAAAAUGGCAUCAGAAAGCCGGAGGUAGCCUGAGGGCAAGGGUCUGUGAUUGUUUCCCAUCUUUUGGAUCCUGAUGCUCUUUUUGUGAGUUCUGUUUCCCAUCUGCAGACUCCCAGUAUGACUGCCUCCAUGUGUAAGACUUGAGUAUUUGGAAGAACAUAAAAAGUUCUAUUUAAAGUCUGACCAAGGACAGAGGGAAAUAUUAAGCUCUAUUUGCUUAACUGCUUUUGUUUUAAUUUGAGCUUGUUUUAGGGUUCAUUUAAAAAGAAAAAGAAAAAAAAAAAACUAUUGUCGCUGUAAUUUCCAGGAGAGAUUAGAGCAACACGUGGACAACUAAAUGUUGGAGAGGACUUCAGAGACAUUCCCUGAAGAUAAGUUUAUACUUUACGAAAGGGCUAAUGUCCUAAAAAAUGGGUUGGGACGAGAAAACUGAAAAAGUGCCAAAAGUAUGUAUAUUUGUUGUCCUAAACGUUUGUAAGUGUCAAACCUCAGCAAGUGUUCCAGUAGCUGUGAGACAGGAAGUUCUGUGCACAGUUGGCUGGAGUUGUGAUAUAAUUAAUUCAGUUGUUAUAGUACUGAUUUAUAAGAUAUUAAGUUGAAAUUGUAAAAUAUUAGGUAUAAAUAAGGGUUAAACUGUAUGCAUUCAGUUAUGAAUUCAAAGAAUUCCAACUAUGUGUGCAUGAAUGAUUGAGUUUGACAGAACCACCAGUAUAUUUUAGCAUAGUUUUAUUAUUUGGGAAAGGUCCUUUGUUGACAACAUAACAGUGCUUAAGAGUCAAAUGCUAGAAGCAUUUGUAAUUUGAAGCAAAGAGUUUUUUUUUUACUGUGAUGCAUUACAGUUUUUUCUGAACUUACUAAAAACAAAACAAGCGACUUGGACACAACUGGAUGAAAAUUUGGUCAUUUGCUCUUCGAAGAUUUUUCCAUUGCAAAGUGUAUGAAGUUUUCUUGUUCAUUUCUGUCAUCCAGCAGCUACUAUGAGUGCAUUUUGUCCCAUCACUCGUGUAAGACUUAUCCAAAGACUAGUUAUCAUAAGCUAAUUUAUAUAUUACAUGAAUUUACAUAUUUUUUGCCUAACCCUCCUAACCUCUAUUGCCUGUAACUUCUGUUAUUGUUACAUUCAUGUGUUCAGUUUUUCCUUUUAUGCCAGUUUUAUUUAUUAUUUUUGUAUUCAUUUACUUUCCAGAUAAAAUUCUCAGGAAGGAAAACAAUGUUUAAUAACUUGAGCAUUUCUGGUGGCUAUGAAACUGCUCUUGGCAUUUUAAGGGUGUUCAGGAUGGGUUAAUAUCAACAGCUGGCAACUGGUUAAAGACAAAUGCAUUCUAUCAUUUAAGGUCUUUGAAAUAAAUGUCCUCUAACUGUU